AUGAAGUCGCCGACGUCGCUUGCGCUGUUUACCGCGGCCGUCACGCUUGCUGUCGCCAAUGCCGAGUACUUCACCGGUGACGGUACGGCCUACACGCUUGGCGAUACCUCCUCCAGCAACUGUAACAUGAUGUCAUCGCUCGGUUUCGCCACCACCGACUACGCCGCGCUGAACAACGACCAGUGGAGCGGACUGCAGAACUGCGGCCGCUGUGCCGAGGUGAGCUGCGACGAUGACCGCUGCGUCGACAAGACCAAGUCGGUCGUGGUGCAGAUCCUCGACCGUUGUCCCGAGUGCAAGCACGGCGACCUGGACCUGUCGCCGUCGGUGUUCAAGACGCUGACGGGCUCGGACCCGUCGCGCUACACGAUCAAGUGGAAGUUCGUGGACUGCCCCGUGACGGGCAACGUCAACUACUGUCUGAAGGGUGGCAGCAACAACUACUGGACGGCCAUCCAGCCGACGAACGUGGCGACCGGCAUCAAGAGCCUGCAGAUCAACGGCAAGGCUACCAAGAUGCUGGACGGAGCGUACUACUACCUGCUCGACGGUGCUGGUUCUGCGGUGGCGGACCUUUCUAAGGUCACCGUAUCAUUGACGGACAUCAACGGCGUAUCGAUGAAGGACACGGUGAGCUUGAGUGCCGGUUCGUGCACGAAGGGUACCAAGCAAUUUCCAACUUCGGGUGGUUCGUCUCAGUCAACGGUUGCACCAGCGUCGAAUACGUCUACCCCCACAUCCCCACCGGCAACAGUUCCAACGCGGACACCCGUGCCGACGCAGACCCCAAGGCCUCAAACGCAGUAUCCAGGCGUGACUCCUCAAGCUCCAUCUUCGACUGCACCGACGCCGACUGCCACUACUGCAUCGCCGAUCCAGCAAGAUCCUCAACAACAGCAGGAGCAGCAGCAGUACCAGUGGGGUGGAUACGGAACCUACUAA
Phytophthora sojae is the source of this 942-nucleotide messenger RNA. RefSeq lists its product as hypothetical. The record is from RefSeq and is a predicted model, not a curated record. Bases 1 to 942 code for a protein of 313 amino acids. NCBI's taxonomy places the organism in Eukaryota, Oomycota, Peronosporomycetes, Peronosporales, Peronosporaceae. The transcript has a single exon.